UCGGAGCCAACGACAAGAAUGAAGAAUAUAUAAUGGCGCGGGGCGAGAGUCGCGAGAGGUUAACCUAACCUAACCACCGACCUAACCAUCGUCCUGACGCGACAUUUCUUCCCGAACGUUCGGGACGGGCAUUGGCGCGUUCAUGCGACGUUGUAUAAACAAAAUAAUGGUAACGCGCACCGUAAUUUUGGCAUCGUCGAUCUCGCGUAAAUUCGUAAUAUUUCUUUUUCCAUUUUUCUUCGGACAUCACCUCGACUUCUCUCGCGACAAUUCAGUCCCGGCGUAUCGUUGUUUCGCUCUAUCGACAGUAACAUGGUAGGUGUGCAUCUGUACGACUCGACGAUCUGCCGUUUAUGCGCGGCGGACAACGGCAACGAGCAUCUGUUCGUCAGCGAGGCAGGCGAGUCGGAUCUCUGCUCGCUGGUCAACCGUUAUUUACCGCUGAAGAUUCACGACGAUGGGAAAUUACCACAGACAAUUUGUCCGGGCUGUAACAUCCAACUGGAAGCGACAGCGCAAUUCUUUGAGUUAUUGGUGGCUGGUCAGCGCAAAAUACGCGAACUUUGGAAACACCAGGUCGAACAGCAGCGCAAGACAGAACGCUCGCGCAAUCGAAAGGAAAAUGCGGAGUUUGGGGCGGAUGGAGUGGAAAUGGAUAGUAUGGCUCAAUAUAAUCAGGAUGAGCAACAUGAGCAACAAAUGAUUAUUAAAAUUAUGCCAGAUGGAUCUAUGUACACAGCGGAGCAUGAAAUGAGUUUGCAGAUGGAAGGCUUGACUAAGCCAAGAAGAAAACGCGGACGUCCACCUAAAGUACCCGCAGAUGCAGAUUCUAUGGUGACAAAAGAGAAUUCUGCAGAAGCUGUGAGUCAAGGCGAAGAGGAUAAGCAGGAGGAAGAAGAAGAGGUGGAUGGCGAUGGUAGACGCAGAAGAAAGCGCAAAGUUCCCAAAAGAUUUCUAGAAGCGGUACAAGGCAAAGAAUUGGAAAGGAUAUUCAAGGAGGAAGGUGUGAUCGAUGAGGAGGACGAUAAUGAUUCCGAAUUAUUUGACGAUCCAGAAGAUUUGUUGAAAGCUUCCAGCCAGGAUGGUCAGGAAGAAAUAAUAGGUCAUCUCGAAACCGAAGAGGGUACAGACUUGGGUGAGGUGGUGAUUGUGAACCGUGGACGAAUACGACCGAAAUCAAAACUGCGCCGUCGUAAAAAUAAGUUCACGUGCCAACUCUGCGGCAGGGGUUUCCUACAACGUAGCAGAUACAUAGUACAUAAGAGUUUCCAUAAGAGUGGCAAGCACGAGUGUACACAAUGCAAGAAGCAGUUUGACAGUAAAGAUAAUCUGGAACUGCACCAAAAGACUCAACAUAAUUCAAAUCCCACCAAGGAAAAUAUUGAGGCGCAGGAGCCACAUGAGACGCCCAGCACAGAGCAGAGCGCUUCCACGGUGACACUCGAGAUAGCAGGAGGUUCCAGAAAUGCGAAUUACAAGUGCGAAAGAUGUGACAAGCAAUUUGGACUGAAGCAGGAGUACGAAUUGCAUGUGAAGGUGCACGAGCAGCAGGAGUUCAUCUGUAACACGUGUAACAAAACUUUUACAAGUCAAUCGGAUUUGAAGACGCACAUGACAACGCACGGGAAAGUCAAAUCGGAUAAGGACUACGCUUGCGAUAUCUGCGGCAAGGUACUAAACCAUCCGAGCUCCGUCUUGUAUCACAAGGAAGCCGAGCACAACAACGGGCGUCGUUUCGUCUGCAACAAAUGCAACAAAAGUUUCAAGCACAAACAGUUGCUUCAGCGCCAUCAGCUGGUGCACUCGGACAAUCGGCCGCACGCCUGCAAGUUUUGUAACUCCAGCUUCAAGACGAAGGCAAACCUGAUUAAUCAUCAGUCCACUCACACGGGACACAAGAAAUAUGUCUGCGAGAUUUGCAAGCAACAGUUCGCGCACAAGACUAGUCUCACUUUGCAUUACAGAUGGCACAGCGGUCAGAAACCGUACACCUGCUCGGUAUGCCAGAAGAGCUUCUCGCAGAACGGCAAUUUGCAGGAACACAUGCGCAUUCACACCGGCGAAAAACCGUACAGUUGCCACUUCUGCGGUCGGAAGUUCACCACGUCGUCGCAAUUCAAGCUGCACGUGAAACGGCAUACCGGUGAGCGACCGUGGAAAUGCGAGUUCUGCGCAAAGACCUUCUUACACAAGGACACGUGGAAGUGUCACGUGCGCCGACACAAGGGAGAACGGCCGUUCCAGUGCAGCCAGUGCAACCGUAGAUUCACAGAGCAGUGGGCGCUGAAGAAACAUAUUCGCUUGCACACAGGUGAAAAGCCUUAUUCUUGCGACGUGUGCGGUAAAGCUUUCGCCGACUGUUCAAAUCUGACAAAACACAAAAAGGUACACAGAGAAAACAAGAUAGUAACUGUGAACAGAUCGGAUGAAGGAUCCCCGAUCGGCGAGGUAUGGCAAAUUCUGCCGAAUUCACGAGGGAACGAACAGACGUUAAAUGAUCAAAUUAUAACCACUGACGAGACGUCCAAUGAUGGAGUUCAACAGAUAAUUUAUGUAUCUUACCAGGAUCCUGACGAUCCUAAUCAAUCGCAAACACUACAUUUAGUGGACGCUAACAUGAUUAAAAACAAAGACGAGAUCACGGUAAAUGCGAAUUCCUUGUCGCGUUUGGAGAGCAACGAAAUCAUUACUAAUAAAAUUACGAAUAAUAUGGUCAAUAACAACGAGGAACAGUCAGAAAUCGAAUUAUCGGAAUCGGAUUUGCAGUUGCAGAUCACGGAUGAACACGGAAAUCCGAUUCCCUUGACCAUUCAAGAGGCUCGACAACUUUUCUCGCAGGGACAUUUUGUCAGCCAAUUGAACGACAGCCAGAUCAUUAGGGUUCACCCUGGAAUGUUCGCCCAACAACUCCAAGCCUUAAAUAUCCAUGUCGACGAAGAUACUAUGGAAGAAAGCGGAAUUUUGGUGCGUCCGAGUGCGACCAAGAGCAUCGAGUCGAUGUCGGCAAUUCAAGCCGACGCGGAAGCAAUUGUUCAGGCACUUGAGGACGAGGAUACCGACGCGACGGCCGUUGCGACGAUCAAUCAGCUGGGGAAUAUCGAGCAGGCUGAACUCGCGGAUGGUGAACAAGCGAUCGAAUUCACGACGCAGGAUGGACAGAAGGUCCGCGUCCUAACGACGUAUCCCGUCGAUCCGAUGCAGCUCACUUCAGAGUAUUUGACUAUUGUAUAAUGACUUGACUAUUGUAAAGGAAAGUUAGAUAAUGCGUUCGUGACCGAUGCAUUCUCUCCUGUGAAUAUCUCGAUUAUCGGAUCUUUAGAGAUUUUUAAUGCAAAAGAUUUCAAAAGAUGAUUUGACAUCUUCGCUAAAUUUUGACACGAUCCUGUUAAAAAUUCACAAUUUUGCUACUCAUAAUGUUUCUACUGAAGUUAAUAGAGUCGAAAUUAUAGCGGAGCUGCUACGUCCAAGCACAAAAUUCUUUAAAUCACCACAAGAUCGCUCGAAGAUUGCUUUAGAAUCCUUACAAUUCUGGUUUUAGAUGCGAUUAACGAUUCAUAUGUUAUACCGUGUGUACUUAAGUAUCGGAGUAUAUGGGAAAUGGUACAGGUAUACAGGGUGUCCGGUACACUAAAUGGCAAAGCGCUCGUGUGAUAGAUAGAGCGAACUAAAUUGAAAAGUCCUGUACCAUUUUGCAAUUUUCUCAACAGUUUACGACAAAUUAAUUACUAAAGUCUACUCGUCGAAUAAGCGUUGCUUUAGUAGCGGACAUCUUGUAUACAGGAUGUACAUUUAUAGAGCGUGUUUCCUCAAGAAAAGGAUUUUCACAUGAGAAAAAGAACAAAUUUAAAAAGGUGGAAAAUUUCACAAAUUGAACAACUUUUGUUAAGUAACUCGUGUCCGGGAAUCUUAGGUCUCUCUAAGGCGUCAGUUUUUGGCCUUGCUGAACGCUACUUAAUUGCUGAAAGAUUGGAUUUAAAAAAUAUGAGAUUAGAUUUUAAAAAAUUGUUUUUAAAUUAAUUUUUUUUUUUUUAUUGCAAUGAAAGGCUUCAGUCCCACCGUUGCACAAUUACCAUCAACAACAUUUGAUGACAAUUGUUGCCUAGUACACCUUAAGGAGGCGUCGCCGGAUAUACAUUUUACUCAUCCUUUUAAGUUUGUUGUUACUUUUCGGAAAUUAUCCAUAUACUGAUGUAUGUAACGGUACAUUUUUCAUACACUGAUAUAUGUAUAAAUUCACGAGUUAAAUUGAUUCAAAAUACUCGUGUGUACAUAUAUAUAGUCUGAUAUAUUCUAUUGUAGGAUAGUGUGGAAAUGUUCUUUUAUAUUCAGCCACAUUAAUGUAAAUUAUGAUGAAAUUUUGGUUUAUUACGUAACGUUGUACAUACGACAUUAUUAUUAUACUCGUUAGAUAUAGUAAAGGAGAAAGAGCAUUUGAAUUUAUGUGAUAAAGAUACUUCUCUCCCUCUCGUUUUGUAACCAAGCCUAUCAAACCUCUCAAUAAAUCUCAACCUUUUUUUUCAAAAA
Wasmannia auropunctata (little fire ant) is the source of this 4524-nucleotide messenger RNA. RefSeq names its product zinc finger protein 169-like. The transcript is spliced from 14 exons. Gene Ontology annotation, molecular function: zinc ion binding. Gene Ontology annotation, cellular component: nucleus. Bases 313 to 3231 code for a protein of 972 amino acids. The record is from RefSeq and is a predicted model, not a curated record. NCBI's taxonomy places the organism in Eukaryota, Metazoa, Arthropoda, Insecta, Hymenoptera, Formicidae.